GACUGGUGAGGGAGGGAGGGACGGACCGAGAGCCGCAUUAGCUAUUAAUAUAGUAAUAACUCGUGUGCCUCUUUUCUUUAAUUUCCAGGAGAAAGAGAGAAGAACUCCUUGAUUCCACUCGCCAUCUCCAGCCUCUUUAAAUAGGAAGCUUUGAACCCCAACUUCUAUAAACCCACACCGUCUAAGCUCCUCCCGGAGACCAGACUGGCAGGUGAACGGAAGCCACUAUUCCCCCCGGCCCUCCUUGGGUACGUGUAGUGGAGAGAGGAGAGAUCGAGCUGACCAGAGAGAGAGAGAGAGAGAGAGAGAGAGAGGGUCAAGACGGGUCUGCCGGUGUGGAUGUUGGGGCUGGGCGCGGCUCGCUUGGAGGCCGACAUGAACCGCUUGAUGGCCCUGCUCUUCCACCAGGGGGUGCUGGACGAGCAGUUCAUGCAGCUACAGCAGCUGCAGGAUGAGUCUUCCCCCAAUUUCGUCUCCGAGGUCAUCUCCAUCUACUUCCGUGAAUCGGAGAAGCUCCUCAAGAAUCUCCGAUCUCUACUCCACAGAGCGGACAGGGAGUGCACGGACUACAGGAAGAUAGGAAUACAUCUGAACCAGUUGAUGGGCAGCAGUUCCAGCGUCGGAGCCAAACGCGUGAGGACUGUCUGCCUUGCCUUCCGCGCCGCUUCCGAGCACAACAACUGGUCCGGGUACGUACCAGACUCCUACAACAACCAAAUGCUAGCUUCUUCAAUCUGUCAUCGUGGUAUCCACGUUCUCCCACAAACUCCCCCUAUAUACUUCUCCAUGUUUAAUCCCAUGGGCGUACAAGAAAAAGAAAACAAAACCGUUCUGAUACAGGUUUGGAAUGUAAGAUCGGUACCUCUAGCCUAUGGCCUUAAAAAACAGUCUUACUAUACAGUAGUGGCUAUUUCAGUGCAUCGGGGAUUGUAUAGGAUCGAGCCUCAGAUUCGUUUGAGGACAUUACUGGAAAUUGGGCAUGGGGUCGAAUUUGAAUCGAGCCUCAAAUUAGUUGGCCGCCACGUAUUGCAUUUGCACCACCGUCCAGAGUUUGGGCCAAGGAUUUAGCUUCUCCUUCCAGGAGCAGUGGUGGCCGGAACCACCACCACCACCCGUCCCUGCAUCCAUCCCCACGCUGGGAGAGUGAAUGGCAGACGGCCGACCGCUCCUUCAAAUUAAACCUCUUCCAUGGUGUCGGAUCUGGAGAAGUGACCUCUGGUACACGCACCUAAUCGAAGCCGCAGCUUCUGUGCCGGACGUAGGGGUACCUUUUCCUUCAAUUAGUAGUGUCUAAUUGUGAGGCAUGUAUGUGGCAUAUGGCGUAUGGGGGUUGGCUUUGGGGCAUGU
Molecule: messenger RNA, 1347 nt
Organism: Elaeis guineensis (African oil palm)
Lineage: Eukaryota; Viridiplantae; Streptophyta; Magnoliopsida; Arecales; Arecaceae
Product: pseudo histidine-containing phosphotransfer protein 6
Biological process (GO): phosphorylation; phosphorelay signal transduction system; cytokinin-activated signaling pathway
Cellular component (GO): cytoplasm; nucleus
Molecular function (GO): histidine phosphotransfer kinase activity; protein histidine kinase binding
Source: RefSeq, a predicted model, not a curated record